Messenger RNA from Boleophthalmus pectinirostris (great blue-spotted mudskipper), 2104 nucleotides. RefSeq names its product nicotinate phosphoribosyltransferase (gene naprt). The transcript is spliced from 13 exons. Gene Ontology annotation, biological process: NAD+ biosynthetic process. Gene Ontology annotation, molecular function: nicotinate phosphoribosyltransferase activity. The record is from RefSeq and is a predicted model, not a curated record. Lineage: Eukaryota; Metazoa; Chordata; Actinopteri; Gobiiformes; Gobiidae. The coding region runs from base 75 to 1739 and encodes 554 amino acids.
UUCCUUAUCCACAGGAGGCUCAGUUGGAAGGACUGCAAGUCCCAGACUGCUCGGCUGCACUGAGCGCCGUCACAAUGAAUAUGGCAGCAGCAUACAGCGACACACGCGGGGCCAUGGAGCGCUCUAUCCGGGAGCGGGUUCCGCCGCUGCUCACGGACCUGUAUCAGUUCACGAUGGCGUACGCGUACUGGCGGGCCGGUCGACACCAGGAGCCCGCCGUCUUUGAGCUCUUUUUUAGGGACAAUCCCUUUGGCGGAGGCUUCUCGCUGUUCGCAGGACUACAGGACUGUCUGCAGUUCCUUCAGAGCUUUUGCUUCACAGAUGAAGACGUGGAGUUUCUGCGCUCUGUCCUGCCCCCCAACACUGACCCCGCCUUCUUCACCUUCCUGAGGGGCUUGGACUGUUCUGGUGUCACCGUGCGCUCAGUGCCAGAGGGGACUGUGGUCUUUGCCCGGGUUCCUGUGAUGGAAGUGGCAGGUCCUCUGGCUGUGGUCCAACUGCUGGAAACCAGUUUACUCUGCCUAGUCAACUAUGCCAGUCUUGUUUGUAGUAACGCUGCUCGGUUUCGUCUGGCAGCUGGCCCCAGCAGGAGUCUACUAGAGAUGGGACUACGUCGGGCCCAGGGACCAGACGGAGGACUCACAGCUUCCAGAUACAGUUACAUUGGAGGUUUUGAUAUGACCAGUAAUGUUCAGGCUGGCUUCCUGUUUGGGAUCCCAGUGGUAGGGACCAUGGCACACUCCUUUGUUACUUCAUUCAGUUCCUUGGAGGAGGUGUGGCCUCAGACACUAAACACAGCCAGUGGAGACCAAGUUGACCUGAUCUCACUGACAAAGGGCUUGCUCAGUCGUGUUUGUGUGCUACUCAGAGCUGAAGCAGGGAAGAUCUGUGAGGGUGAGCUGGCUGCGUUUCUCACUUACGCCAUUGCCUACCCACACAACUUUCUGCCUGUGAUUGAUAGCUACAGUGUUGCCUGUAGUGGGCUUCUGAACUUUUGUGCUGUGGCCUUGGCUUUGUCUGAGCUGGGCUACAGACCCUUGGGAGUACGCUUGGACAGUGGUGACCUCUGCAGGCAGUCUCUGGAGGUGCGGCAUGUCUUCAAACUCUGCAGUCAGCAUUUUUCAGCGUCCACCUUUGAUUCAUUAAUUAUCGUUGGAACCAACAGCUUCUCAGAGAACACCAUGUCAGAGCUCAACAAGAAGGAGAAUGAGAUCGAUGCAGUUGGUGUUGGAACACAUUUAGUAACAUGCACAAAACAACCAUCACUGGGUUGUGUAUACAAGUUGGUGGAGGUCAGAGGGCGUCCCAGGAUGAAGGUCAGUGAGGACCCAGAGAAGAGCACAGUGCCUGGGAAGAAGGCUGUGUACCGCCUGCUUCACACAGAGGGCCAUCCUUUUCUGGAUGUGGUUUGUUUGGCAGUUGAGCCUCCUCCUAAGGCUGGACACCCUUUCAGUUACUAUCUCAGAGAAGAGGACACCUCUCGCUGUGUUACUCCUGCUCAGGUCACCUGUUUACGCCAAGAAGUCUUCACCAAAGGACAGGUCACCUAUCCUGUGUGCAGUGCUAAAGAAACUCGAGCAAAGGCCCAGAGCUCCCUUCAGAUGCUUCACCCUAAAUACAAGAGACUGCAGGACCCAGAUAUUUACACAGUGGCUGUGUCAGAGAAACUCUAUAAGCUGGUGUCUGAAAUCAGAAGAGGCAUUACUAACAACAGCGCCAACUUUCUUUUAUCCAACUGAAAAAUGUGUAUCUGUAAUGUGGUUGUAUUUAUCUCAUGUGCCUUAAAACUACAAUUCUUCUGCAUAGUGACAUGUAGGAAUAUCCUAAACAAGUUGAGUACCUCAUUUUCUAUGUGCCUCAGUAUUGUAAAACUCUAACCUGUUUGACUAUUAUGUAUGCUACUAACAAUAAUCUUACGUUGUGUCAGUAGUGUGGCCUGUUAAAAUUGCAGAUAUUGACUUGAGACCAAUUCACUCUAACUGCUGCAGCCCACAAGAUGACCACAAUCAGCUGACAACAAAUUGGUACUUUCUGCUUUCUGAAUGUAUUGUAUCUUGUGUUUGUAUCUUUCUGAAUACGUUCAUAAAAAAAAAAUAUUAUACAA